Messenger RNA from Talaromyces atroroseus, 3858 nucleotides. RefSeq lists its product as hypothetical. Bases 1 to 3858 code for a protein of 1285 amino acids. The transcript is spliced from 3 exons. The record is from RefSeq and is a predicted model, not a curated record. Gene Ontology annotation, molecular function: protein binding; cysteine-type deubiquitinase activity. Gene Ontology annotation, biological process: protein deubiquitination. Lineage: Eukaryota; Fungi; Ascomycota; Eurotiomycetes; Eurotiales; Trichocomaceae.
AUGGACUCUGUUUCAGAACCCUCCGCUGCUCCCGGAGAGCCAGUCCUUCCAGUCGUUCAAGUUACCACAGAAUCAUCCAACGCCCCGGACCGACCAGAAGACACCUCCCAAACACUCGAGCCGCCAAUGGAUACUUCAGAAGACAAUGCACAGCCUCCUCAGCCACCGGUUGCGCCGGAGACAGCCAAUACCGAGGAGCCCCAGCAGCCCACUGCUGAAACCCCUGAGAAUGUCGAUGUUCCAGCAGGAGAUGCCCCAGCUGAGCCAAACCCACCACAGAAUGACGAUGCCCCUGAGCCGCCUGCGCCAGAAUCCACUGAAGAGUCGGUUCCGGCACCUCCGGAGGAAGAACCGGCCACCUGGGCAGGCCUCGAAGAGGACACUUCCUCCCCCGAUGAAGAGGAGCUGAAAAAGAUUGAAGCCAGCGAUGGUGAUUAUAGCGCUAUGGAGUACGAUUAUUGGGAAAAGUCCUUUUAUAGCGAGGUUGACGAUCCGGAAUAUCGGCCGGCUGAGAAAGCUCGUCUCACAUGGAAAAUCAAAGGCGUGCGAGGUACCAAGGAGAAACCCAACCGAGCCAAGAUCAUGCGCUCGCCCCCUGCGUACGUUGGAGGAUUUUGGUGGACUAUCAAAUUCUUCCCGCGAGGAAACGGAAGUCAGUCCCUGAGCAUAUACGUCGAGUGUUCCAAGGAGAUGCCUACUCCAGACGAGAAGUUGCCAGAGACCAACUUCACUGUCCGCUCUGGUGCUCCAACGGACGACUUGAAGGAAAGUGACCCAAAAAUGGAUAUCAAAAUCCCUGCUUUAGAGAACUCAAAGGAGUGGUUUGAGAAUUACAAGAAGUGUUACGGCUACAGUGGUGUUAAUUGCGAGUCUACGGAUGCUGCUGCACAAGGAACCAAGCAGGUCUGGCGGGUCUCGGCACAGAUCGGGGUUAUCUUAUACAACCCUAACGAGCCUCGCACAGGCUGGAUGCAGUCAUCUUGCCAUCAAUUCAAUCCACACAACCUAGAUUGGGGUUGGACUUACUUCCACGGUCCCUGGGAGGAGAUUCAUAUCCGCCACCAAAGUCAACGCCAGGCCCUUCUACGUAACGAUACUUUGGCGUUCGAUGCCUAUAUACGAGUCUUUGACGACCCUACCUUAUCUCUCUGGUGGCAUCCAAGCGAUUCUGAGCCGGUUUGGGAUAGUCUUGCUGCGACGGGCUACCGCCCGAUCGGUGAUUCUGUCAUCAACCACAGCGCUGAGGUUGCCGGAUUAGCCUCAUGGAUCAAUCUUGCACCUUUCAGGAAAAUCAUCCAGAGUGUUGAUGUUCAAGAGCACCGCCACAACUGCAAUGUGAAACCUCGUCCAUUAUGUGAAGCUCUACAGGAGUUUCUAUGGCGUUUACGCCACCAGGACCCUGAAAGUCAAUGCGUCGACACUGACAAAGUCACAUCGACUCUGCGCAACUUGCACGAGUAUUCAAGCGACGUGGUAGAGUUCUGGGAGAGGAUGCGCAGGACCCUGGAAAUAGAACUCCAAGGUACUAGUGCUGUCGAAGAGCUCGCUCGUAUUUUUGAUAGCCCGCCUGUUGCAGUGAGCGACCCACAGGGAUCAAAUGUGACACAUACUUUGUCUUCCCAAUCUCAGCUCAUCACCAGUAUUCGCAUUCCGGUAGAUAAAGAGAAGAACAUUCAGGGUGCUCUCAACCGGUAUUUCAAGGAUCAGUCUGGUCGAUGGUCCUUGCCCCCUGUGCUUCAUGUGGAGCUAAACCGUCAACGCUUCGAUUACUCUGCCCGUCAGUGGAAGCUCCUUUAUAAUCGCGUUGACCUCGACGAAACACUUGAUUUGGCGUCUUACGUAGCGCAUGGGCAGUCUGGUGGCUAUGACUUGUAUGGGUUUAUUGUUCAUCGUGGCCGCCGCACAUCCGGCAAGUUCUUCAGCAUUCUGCGGCCGGGAGGCCCUGGCUCAAAAUGGGUUGCUUUCGACGACGGCAGCCACAAUCGAGUCGAGUGUUUGACGCGGAAGGCCGCGUUGGAAUCUCAUGUUGGUCUCGAAGAAAGCAAGCUCAAGGACGCCAAUGACAAGACCGGCCAUGACUUUGCAGUUGCGGCUCUCUAUGUACGACGCGAUAUGAUUUCAGAGUACCUUCCUGGCAAGCUGGAGCCAUGGGAUGUCGCCGAGCCACUUCGUACCUACUUUGAGACUGGAUCCUAUAUAUCCAAAGAAGACGCUUCGGAGUCCGAAGCGAAGAUUGAGCAAACAGUCCAAGUUGAGGUCUAUGGUCUCCCUACAAUCGAGGAGUCACUCGAAAGCAUCUUUGAUACCUAUGACUUGAUGUCUCAAGCUAAACGCACGGGCAAUGUCAAGUAUUUUACUCUGCCAAAGAGCACAUCGAUUGCCGAUUUGCGUCGGAAAAUAGCAUUUUCGCAGACAAGUGAGACCGAACAGAUUGGUAAUCACCGUGUCAAACUUUGGAAAAUCGGACACGCCAAGAAACAACUUGGAGCAGGUCUUCUCUUUGAUCGUCAGGAUGACCUGACGGAGACCUUGGCAAAGGAAGGAGAUGUGGUGCGAUUCUGGGCGCACGUUCUGUCUGAGGACGCAGCCAAGUCCUUUGGCCUUCCCGAACCAAUUGCCGUCAAGACCGUCGAAGACAAACCUCAGGAGACUGUUGAAGUCCGUGAUGCUCCGGACUCAGACGAAGAAAGGCCAACAGGUGACGGAUCUGGAUCUUCACGAUUGAAUAAUAACCCCGCUACUUCGUCAUCUCAACCUCAAACGGAGCCCGUUGAGCGUCCGGAAUCAUCAAACUCAGCAGAAAACCUCACAGUUUUGACUGCAAAUGACGGUGAGCGAAUGGAUGUUGACGGUACGGCGUCAUCCAACGCAGGUGUUCCUAGCACUGAGCAGGUAUCUGCUCAUGAUGUCCCGCAGGACACAGUCAUGGAAGAUUCGCCAUCUGAAGGUCAGGAGUCUAGCCUUGAAUCGGCUCACAGCAAUUCUACCGAUGCUUCCUCUGUGGACAAACCUGAAUUUGUACCUCAUAUCUACUAUUUUAUACAGAUAUUUGAUACCGAAAAGCAGUCACUGAAGCCUGCCGGUGCUUUCAUUUCGGCUUUAACCGACAAUGUCAAGUCGGAAAUUCGCAAAAAUCUAGGGUGGGAAGCUAAUAAGGACUUCCUCUUGUGGUCUCGAAUUGACAACACUUCCGUUGUUACUGUUUCGCCUAGUGAGACAUUCUCCGUAUCUGUUGGGGAUGGUCAUUGCUUCAUUGUGGGUGAUCGACUUAGCAAAGAACAACGUGCCAAAGUCGGUUCUGCUGGACUAUUCACAAACCCCGAUCGCCUAGUUCAAUAUAUCUGGGCCUGCUCCCGCAGGCACCCAACUCGGGCGUUCACUGGCACUAAGACCAUCGAUGCCACAUUCAAUGGCGACUACUAUAGUGGUGAAUUCAGCAAGGGCUAUUACCAUGGCAAGGGCACCCACAUCUCGGAUACUGGUACUACAUACUCUGGUGAUUUCAUCUUCGGACAACGCCAUGGUCAGGGCAAGAUGGAGUACCCAUCUGGCGACUCGUAUGAAGGUGACUGGGUCGAAGACCAACGUCACGGCCAAGGCACUUUCAUCGAAAGUAAGACCGGAAACAAGUAUGUUGGUGGUUACAAAGAUGGCAAACGCCAUGGCAAAGGUAUUAGCUACUGGGAAGUUGCGGAUGAGGAAAUGGAUCUUUGUCAGAUCUGCUACGGCGAGGAACAGGACGCGCUAUUCUACGACUGUGGCCACGUUUGUGCGUGCGUCAACUGCGCGCGCGAAGUUGACAUUUGCCCGAUCUGUCGCAAGAAUGUCCUCAAGGUAGUCAAAAUUUACAAGAUGUAG